This is a messenger RNA of Rattus rattus (black rat), 2804 nucleotides long. RefSeq names its product defective in cullin neddylation 1 domain containing 1 (gene Dcun1d1). Gene Ontology annotation, biological process: positive regulation of ubiquitin-protein transferase activity; protein neddylation. Gene Ontology annotation, cellular component: ubiquitin ligase complex. Gene Ontology annotation, molecular function: ubiquitin conjugating enzyme binding; cullin family protein binding; ubiquitin-like protein binding. The transcript has 7 exons. The record is from RefSeq and is a predicted model, not a curated record. Lineage: Eukaryota; Metazoa; Chordata; Mammalia; Rodentia; Muridae. Bases 72 to 1037 code for a protein of 321 amino acids.
CGCCAGCCGCGCGGGUCUCAGCGCGUGUCCGCAGCCCGGGCGGCCGGGUCGCCCGGCCGCUCGCGCCACGGAUGCCGGCAGGCCAGGCCGCCUACCCUGGGGCCCGCGCCCUCCGCCUCCUGCGGCCAGCCGCUCCGCGGGCCCGCUGCACUGCGCAUGAGCGGGAGCCCGGCGAGCCCGUGAGAGCGCCGCCGCCGCCGCCGCCGUCCAUUCGCUGCGGAGCCGGAGGAGGAGGGAGAGGUCCGGAGGACACCAACAUGAACAAGUUGAAAUCAUCGCAGAAGGAUAAAGUUCGUCAGUUUAUGAUCUUCACACAAUCUAGUGAGAAAACUGCAGUAAGUUGCCUUUCUCAGAAUGACUGGAAGUUAGAUGUUGCAACAGAUAAUUUUUUUCAAAAUCCAGAACUUUAUAUACGGGAGAGUGUAAAAGGAUCGUUGGACAGGAAGAAGUUAGAACAACUGUACAAUAGAUACAAAGACCCUCAAGAUGAAAAUAAAAUUGGCAUAGAUGGGAUCCAGCAGUUCUGUGACGACCUGGCCCUCGAUCCGGCCAGCAUCAGUGUGUUGAUCAUUGCAUGGAAGUUCAGGGCGGCCACACAGUGCGAGUUCUCCAGACAGGAGUUCAUGGACGGCAUGACAGAGUUAGGAUGUGACAGCAUAGAAAAACUAAAGGCCCAAAUACCCAAGAUGGAACAAGAAUUGAAAGAACCAGGACGAUUUAAGGAUUUUUACCAGUUUACUUUUAAUUUUGCAAAGAAUCCAGGACAAAAAGGAUUAGAUCUAGAAAUGGCCAUUGCUUACUGGAACUUAGUGCUUAAUGGAAGAUUUAAAUUCUUAGACUUAUGGAAUAAAUUUUUGUUGGAGCAUCAUAAACGAUCAAUACCAAAAGACACGUGGAAUCUUCUGUUAGACUUCAGUUCAAUGAUUGCAGAUGACAUGUCCAAUUACGAUGAAGAAGGAGCAUGGCCUGUUCUUAUUGAUGACUUUGUGGAAUUUGCACGCCCUCAAAUUGCUGGGACAAAAAGUACAACAGUGUAGCACUAAAGGAACCUUCUAGAAUGUACAUAGUCUGUACAAUAAACACAACGGAAAAAUGCACAGUCAAUUUCUGCUGGCUGGACUGAACUGAAGAUCAAUCCUCAUAGUUCAAACUGAGGGUUGAGACAAAACUUUAAGGAUACAUCUCGGACCAUAUCGUACUCCAUUCUUCUACUGGUGGUUUGGGCUUGUCUUCUAGUCUGGGCCACUCUAAACAUUUAUAACUCCAACAUUGUGGAUUCCAUCUUAAACCUGUGGACCAUCUUAGUUUGUCUUCCCAUAAGUCAUAGACGCUUGAUGGGGAUUAUUUUGAGGUUUCCAUUCUUGCAUAAAGCACAAUGCUGUCUUCAUCAGAAAACAGUUUGGCAUAAGAAUUAAACAUAAUAAUGAACACCACAAACAAUUUAUAAAAACUUGUUAAGUAUAUGCUUUGGGCUAGUUGCAAAGACUAUGCUGUAGCACUUCAAAUGAGAGUGUUAUCUGAGUGUACCGCAUCUUGAGUGGUGUUUGAUUUGGGGGAAUUUAGUUUUCCUGGCAAACCAUAUGCACUGUUGGUGUGAGUAGAAUACCUGAUAAAGACGUGUCAAAAUAGCCAACACAUGAAAAGGAUAAUUUGAUGACUCCCUGAAAUAUGCCCUGUGUUUCAGACUCUCGCGAAGGUUCUACAAAACAAGUCUGUGGCUAUCUUACCCGUGUAUACACAGUGUCCUGCAGUGAACUUUGAUUUACAAAGUAUUGUAAUGAGAUGGAAUGUUAGACCCCACUCUCAUGUGCACCACACACCACAUCAUUGGAUUCCAUUACGCUUUGAGAUGCUUCUAUGCCUUUCGAAUAAGUUAAACUAUUUCAUUGGUUUUGAAUGUUUUGGAUUGCUAUACAAUAUAAUAUUCUAAAUUUAGGCAUGAGGGUUUUAGGUUUUGGAUUUUGUUUUUGUUGUUGUUUUUUAAUUUUUUGUCAUCGCACAAUGGAACACAAUGCAAUUCACUUAAUUUAUAAGAAGACAGUAAGAUUUAAAUUUUCAAAAUGGUUGUGAUGAGCCGUGAAGUUCGCCCUUUCUCAUGUGGCACUGCUCUUUCAGGCGAUGGGCCAGCCCUGCUGACGGCUGGCUGCUGAAAUGGCUUUACUGCUAAAUCACUGUGGUUGCCAAGUCUUUACUCCAAGAGCGGAGACUGUCAGACGGGCGAGCACUGGUGCAGAAUACCAAUGGCUUCUGUUGUAUAAAUUAUUUGACUUUUGACUGUUUUUGUUUCCCUUGCAUUUGCUAUUUCCACAUCAAAGCAGAAUGCAGUCUUGAUUGUUUGUUUUGGUUUUGGGGUUUUUUUCCAUGACAGGACUCACGAAUUGCUCUCCUGCUGAAAAUGCUUGUUUGUCUGUUAACACACUGACACGUGUAUUCAUAAAUAUCUCCAUGAGGAAGUGAAAAUGAUGACCUAAAUGUUGGGUGACUGGUCUUCAGUAGGAACAGAUUUUGCUUCAUGUAUCCAGGUCCUCUGCAGGGUACUAAGGAGUGUUCCUCAGGAUAGCAGAACAGUUUAUGCAGAUAUGGAAAUGAUUAAAACUGCUUUCUAGUCACAUGAUUUGGAGAAUGCAUAGAAAACUUACAUAUCAUUAAUCCAAUCAUAACUUUAAUUGAGGAAUGCAUUUCUACCAAAAGAAGCUUAGAGUAAAUUUCUAUUCAUGUUACAGGGAUUGGUUAUUAAAAGAAAAUAGAAUCUUGCUGUUUUCAGUAUUUCUUGAUUUUAUUUUUGUAAAUAUGAAGAACUUCAA